Cuscuta campestris is the source of this 1767-nucleotide messenger RNA. Lineage: Eukaryota; Viridiplantae; Streptophyta; Magnoliopsida; Solanales; Convolvulaceae. The record is from the annotation of a GenBank genome assembly.
AAGGAAGAAGAUGCAUCUUGGAAAAUAUGUUUUCAUCUUCCCCUUCAUGUUAAUCUCGUCAAAGAGAUUAAUUUCUUCUUUUCUCACUUGCUAUAUAUAGACACGCAAUGACGAGAUUCAAUCUGCCUUCUGCUUCUCUGUUGCUCUCUUGAGAGCUGUAACAUCUGAAAGGAGUCGCCAUAGCCAAUCAUCAGGGUAAAGCUAGUAAUAUUAGCAGAACAAGAGGACACAAGAUAUUGAAAUCUUCAUCACAAGCACAAAUUGAAGUACCUAACUUCAUCAAACCCUUUCCAUCACAAUGUUUCCGUCUCUUGCAAUUGCUACUACCAUACCCUUUGCACAUAAUGCGGCAAUCCAUUUCAAACGACGUCCCACUUUGAGCACUCUGUGCAUUUCUUUUUCAGCUAGUCUGGGCACUUGCAGUGGUAGAGAUAGAUCAGUAUAUAAACCUUUCUCAGGCAUUCAAACGAGCAAAGAAAAGAUUCGGGAAUUAUUUGAAAGUGUUGAACUUUCUGUUUCUCCAUAUGACACUGCAUGGGUGGCUAUGGUCCCUGCUCCACAUUCCCCAGAACAUCCCUGUUUUCCUGGAUGUUUGGAUUGGGUGUUAAAUAAUCAGAAUCAAGACGGAUCAUGGAGUCUUCAUCAUGCUUAUCCCAGAUUUCUAAAAUAUGUUCUCUUAUCAACUCUAGCAUGUGUUCUGGCUCUGAAAAGAUGGGGAACCGGUGAAGAACAAAUGAAUAAAGGUUUACUUUUCAUUGAGUUAAAUUUCGCAUCUGCAGCAGAUAACAAUCAAACCAACCCCACCGGUUUUGAUAUCCUAUUUUCCGGGAUGCUCGAUUGUCUUAGUGCUUUGUCUUUGAAGCUUCGCUUAGACCCAAGAACCUUAAAUACAUUGCUUCAUAAGAGGGAUGCGGAGCUUCACAGGUGCAAAGGAAAUAGCUCAAAGGAGCUUGAAGCUUACCUUGCAUAUGUAUCUGAAGGAUUAGGAUUGCUGCAAGACUGGGGAAAAACUAUGAAGUUCCAAAGGAAGAAUGGCUCUUUGUUCAAUUCACCUUCUACUACUGCUUCUGCACUUAUUCAUCACCAUGAUCCUAAAUGUUUUAGAUACCUAAAUUCUCUUUUGGAAACAUGUGGGAACGAGGUUCCAGCAGUAUACCCUCUUGAUGUAUAUGCACGGCUCUGUGUUGUUGAUAAUGUUGAGAAACUGGGCAUUAGUCGCCACUACAAUGAAGAAAUACGAACUGUGUUAGAUGAAACUUACAGGGGGAUGAAGAGAUCUUUAUGGAUGCCUCCACUUGUGGUUUGGCAUUCAGGUUGCUGCGAAUGAACGGCUACAACAUUUCUUCAGGUCCAGUUACUCACUUUCUGGAGGAGGGCAUCUGCAAUAUUACUGCGGGUUAUCCAAUGGAUGUAUAUGCUAUGCUGGAUCUCUAUCAAGCACUGGAAAUAAUAUGUAAUUUUGAUGAAUAUGUUUCUGAAAAACAUAACAGGUGGUUUGAGAUUUUGAGAGAGGAACUUUCUAGUGAUUUAUUAUGUUCAGAUAUCCAUACUAGACAGAUUCAUAAACAGGUGGAGGACGUGCUUAAUUUUCCUUUCUAUGCAAAUUUAGAACGAGUUGCAAACCGAAGGUACAUAGAGCAUUACAAUGUAGAUAGUACCAGAUUCUCCAAGACUUCAUAUGGUUCUCCAAACUUUUGCAAUAAAGAUUUUCUAACUCUUGCUGUUCAGGAUUUCAACCUUUGCCAAUCUAUACAUCAUGAAGAACUG